AUAUAAAACAAUGUUUUUCCUAAUUUCCACUAUUUAGCAAAAUAAAAAUGUAAGUUCAUAAAAAUCUAAUCACACUCCUCUUCUUCUCCCUCCAUCACUGCCGUCAGACUCCAUAGGCGCCAAACUCAUUCUUCUUCAUCUCACAUCCUUCAGCUAUUUCGUGUGGGGGUUCCAGAAAUUUCUGAAACUCGUUCAUAUAAGUAUCCAGUAUCGCUCAACUCAAACAACAUUACAAAGAUACAGAUUUUUACGCUCUUAUCUCUGAAAAUGCUUACAUAUAUUGCUUUACUACGUUUUGUUUUAGGGUUUUUCUCAAUUUACAUAUAGUGAAUGUGUAGUUUGUUAUGUUCUAUAUAUCCAUACAAGUUGAUCCUCUAUAAAACCCUAGUUUAUUUUACUAUAAUUUGUAGAAAAUUAUUGUGUACAACAGUACAAGUUGAUCCUGUAGAAGUUUUAACACUUUUAUUUAUAGGAAGCUACUAAAUUAUCAUUUCAUUUUUCAUGCAGCAAAUUCCCAAAGUCUUCUUGUUGAUUGCCUCUCUUCCCAUUUUCGCCAUUUCUGUGAACGCUUGUUCUCUCUCAUUUCAAAACUUGUCGAUGGCGCUGUCCAAGGUUGUCGCGGAGUAUGCGAAGUCGAACCGUUCUAUGUGCAAGAAAUGCUUUGUACCCAUACAAUCCAAAACCCUAAGACUGGGAUUGGUCUCAAGGGGCAUGGCGAGACUCUUGGACAUUACUAAAUGGCACCACUUCAGUUGCUUCCCUAUAUCCUCCUCUAACUCUCAUCCUAAGACCAUUACUGGCUUUUCCUCCCUGAAGAGCGGUGACCAGGAACCUCUCACGAAGUUUUUUGCUGGACAGGACAAGUCUGAAGAUUUAUCCACGUCUGAUGUUAAUUCUGGGGUUAAUAUCACCUUUUCAGUUUCUGAUGUCAAGAGUACAUACAAGGAUGCUACCCUUUUGCCUAAAUGGAAGGCGUUCCAAACAGUCAUUUUUCUUGAACGGGAUGAUGGUUUGCAAGAUUCAAGUAAAAUCGCUGCAUUUGAUUUUGACGGGUGUCUUGCGAAAACUGCUGUGAAUAUAACAGGUCCUAAUGCUUGGUCUGUCAUGUAUCCUGUAAUUCCUGAUAAGCUGCAAAGCUUAUACAACAAUGGCUACAAACUGGUAAUUUUCACCAAUGAAUCCAAUAUUGAACGUUGGAAGAAUCAAAGACAAAAAGCUGUGGACUCAAAAAUUGGACGUCUAAAUCAGUUUAUUGAGAAAGUGAAGGUCCCAAUUCAGGUUUUUAUAGCUUGUGGGACAGGUAAAUCAGGCAAGGCUGGAACGAAAGAAGCCGAUCCUUUUCGAAAACCAAAACCAGGAAUGUGGCAACUUAUGGAGAAACACUUCAACUCUGGCAUUACCAUCGAUAUGAAUCAAUCAUUUUAUGUCGGUGAUGCAGCCGGAAGAAAAAAAGAUCAUAGUGACGCUGAUAUUAAAUUUGCAGAGCUAUGGCGAAUUUUUGUGACGACCAUCAUGGCCAAUUUGUGGAGGCUGGCUGUGCCAUGGCCUUUUGUGGCAGAUAUGACGGGGCAUAAAAUGGGAAUGUUUUGUUUUCCGCUAUAGAUGCAUCUGCAAUCGAUAACAUUGAUGAAUCAUGGCAUGAUUCAUAAUGCGAAGUUUGAGUGCCUCUCUUUCUAUCUAUCUCUCUGUGAUUGUUGUUUAGGUUUAUGGUUGUAUCUUUCACCAGUUGUGAUUAUUAUUGAUUAAUGUACACUAUAGCAUAA
Messenger RNA from Lathyrus oleraceus (garden pea), 1763 nucleotides. RefSeq names its product polynucleotide 3'-phosphatase ZDP. The record is from RefSeq and is a predicted model, not a curated record. Gene Ontology annotation, biological process: DNA repair. The coding region runs from base 502 to 1602 and encodes 366 amino acids. The transcript is spliced from 10 exons. Gene Ontology annotation, molecular function: ATP-dependent polydeoxyribonucleotide 5'-hydroxyl-kinase activity; double-stranded DNA binding; polynucleotide 3'-phosphatase activity. NCBI's taxonomy places the organism in Eukaryota, Viridiplantae, Streptophyta, Magnoliopsida, Fabales, Fabaceae.